AUGGAAGCCGAUAGAGCCAAGGUUCUUGAAGCGCUAAACGCCUAUCGCGCGCACAUCGCGUCCCAGAUCCGGAAGAACAUGGAACUGUACGUGGAGUAUGUCUUGGAGCAGUUACCACUGGACCAGGACUGGACAGACGAGGAAAUCAACGAUGCUCGUAUGCAAUUUCUCGAGGAACGAUUAGGAAUCGGCGAGUUCAUGGAGGGUGUCAGGUUUCCUGAGGAUGUUCUGACCCAUUGGCAUGAGAUAGCUCAGUUGAGUGGUUUAGACGGGACAAUCCGCCUAGACCCGGCCAACGGCGCUGAGCUCCUGGAGGCCUACGUUUCUCACAUCGAGGAGGCUCUGCGAGAAAAGUCCCACGAGGACGUCAGAGACACGAUUAAGUUUCCAAAAGAACUCCGCAUAGUGGCCGAGGAAGUCCACGGCCUGAUUGGCCCCGGGAUGCCAUACCACAAUCACCAGCAGCUGACCUUCUGGUCUCUGACAAUGGACGCUAGCCGGGUCAAGACCUCGGAGGAACUGGAAGAUGAGACGGGGUUGAACGGCUGGGACCCUCAUGGCUGGACGAUGGGAGGCGGGUGGAACUCGGGGGACGGACAGGAUGCCUCGUGUUGCGUGGUGUACUGCCGUAAGCCGGGCGAGGAUGGAUGGAAAUGGCGGUACGUUGUGAAUUUGUGGGAGAGAGGGAUGUAUGUCUUUGAGAGCAUUCCCGAGUUUCUUGGGUGGUACGCACACUUUCGCGAGGAUCACUUGGAGAGGUUGGCGGCUGAGGACCGGACGGCCAGGCUGUUUGAUUGA
This is a messenger RNA of Colletotrichum chrysophilum, 798 nucleotides long. RefSeq lists its product as uncharacterized. The transcript has a single exon. Bases 1 to 798 code for a protein of 265 amino acids. The record is from RefSeq and is a predicted model, not a curated record. NCBI's taxonomy places the organism in Eukaryota, Fungi, Ascomycota, Sordariomycetes, Glomerellales, Glomerellaceae.